GGCACUCUGAUCACGUGAAAACACGUGUUUAAUGUCUACUUCCGCUUAACUCUAAAGCUCUUAGUGAAGAACUUGAGGAUCUGAUCAAUGCGGUCAACAUGGUUCUGUCCACACCAGGGGUUUUAUUGUGUUUUAUACUCAUCUCUGUCACACUCACUUCAGCUGCUCCGAGCUUCACGCUGGAUUACAGAAACAACAGCUUCCUGAAGGAUGGAGAAUAUUUCCGCUACAUCUCGGGCAGUAUUCACUACAGCAGGAUCCCCAGGAUCUACUGGAAAGACCGACUGGUGAAGAUGUUCAUGUCUGGACUCAACGCCGUCCAGACAUACGUACCCUGGAACUUCCACGAGCACCUGCCGGGUGUGUACAACUUCAGUGAAGAUCGAGAUCUGGAGUCUUUCCUGCAGCUGUGUAAGGACAUCGGGCUGCUGGUGAUCCUGAGACCUGGACCUUACAUCUGUGGCGAGUGGGACAUGGGCGGCCUGCCUGCGUGGUUACUGAAGAAGAAAGACAUCGUCCUUCGGUCAUCAGAUCCCGAUUAUUUACUGGCGGUGGAUAAAUGGAUGGCGAAGUUGUUACCGAUUGUUAAGCGCCACCUUUAUCAAAAUGGAGGACCGAUUAUUACAGUACAGGUGGAGAACGAGUACGGCAGUUACUUUGCGUGUGAUUUUGAUUACCUACGUCACCUUCUCAAACUCUUCCGCUAUCACCUGGGGGACGACGUGGUUCUGUUCAGCACAGAUGGAGCUGCGGUCGAUUAUCUGAAGUGUGGAGCUCUGCAGGGCGUCUACGCUACUGUCGACUUCGGGCCUGGUGGAAACGUGACAGAAGCUUUUGCAGCUCAGAGACAGGCUGAACCUCGCGGCCCUCUGGUGAACUCUGAGUUCUACACCGGCUGGUUGGAUCACUGGGGAGAACCUCAUUCUGUCGUCUCUACUGACAUCGUGGUCAAGUCCCUGAACCAGAUCCUGGAACUCGGUGCAAACAUCAACCUCUACAUGUUUAUCGGAGGCACAAAUUUUGCGUACUGGAACGGAGCGAAUACGCCGUUCGCCCCUCAGCCCACCAGCUACGACUACGACGCUCCGCUCACCGAGGCUGGAGAUCUGACGCCCAAAUACUUUGCCAUCCGUGAUGUCAUCAAAAAGUAUAAGACGAUACCGUCUGGAGUUUUGCCGCCGUCUACACCGAAGUUUGCGUACGGAGUCGUGCAGAUGAAGAAAUUGAAGACUGUAUCCGAAUCUCUGGACAUUCUCUCCCUCUCUGGUCCUGUAAAGACUCUUUAUCCUCUCAACUUCAUUGAGCUCAAUCAGCACUUCGGCUUUGUUAUGUAUCAGACUUCACUUCCUGUGGACUGUUUAAACCCGACUCCUCUCUCAUCUCCUCUGAACGGAGUUCACGACCGAGCGUACGUCUCUGUAGACGGAGUGGCUGUAGGGAUCCUGGAGAGAGACAGGACUCUCAGUAUUAAUAUAACUGGGAGAGCUGGGAGCAGACUGGACGUGUUGGUGGAGAACAUGGGACGCGUCAAUUACGGCAAAUACAUCAACGACUUCAAGGGUCUGGUGUCAAAUCUCACACUGGGACCAGAAACUCUGAGGAACUGGACAGUGUUCAGUCUCAGUAUAGACGAGGUGGUGAAGGAGGGGCUGCUGUGGGACACGACCUCUCGACAGGGUGAUGACCACGCCCACUCCAAAGCCCCACCCGCCUAUUACCUGUCCCCGCCCACAUUCUACAGAGGCACGCUGGAGAUUCCUGAUCACAUUCCAGACCUGCCGCAGGACACGUACAUCCAGUUCCCUGACUGGAGCAAGGGUCAGGUUUGGAUCAACGGUGUGAACGUGGGUCGUUAUUGGCCGUCUCGUGGUCCUCAGGUCACACUGUUUGUUCCCGCGUCUCUCCUCAGCACCGAGUCGCCCAAUAACAUCACACUGCUGGAGCUGGAGGUUUGUCCCUGCAGCCAGGGCAAGUGUGUGGUCGAGUUCACACACACUCCACUUAUCAACUCUACUGUCACACACAUCAAACCGUACACAAGGGAGAAAACUCUGAACACACACUGAACACACACUGAACACACACA
Messenger RNA from Tachysurus fulvidraco (yellow catfish), 2086 nucleotides. RefSeq names its product galactosidase, beta 1 (gene glb1). Gene Ontology annotation, molecular function: beta-galactosidase activity. The record is from RefSeq and is a predicted model, not a curated record. The transcript is spliced from 16 exons. Gene Ontology annotation, biological process: carbohydrate metabolic process. Gene Ontology annotation, cellular component: vacuole. Bases 99 to 2066 code for a protein of 655 amino acids. NCBI's taxonomy places the organism in Eukaryota, Metazoa, Chordata, Actinopteri, Siluriformes, Bagridae.